Molecule: messenger RNA, 2355 nt
Organism: Oncorhynchus nerka (sockeye salmon)
Lineage: Eukaryota; Metazoa; Chordata; Actinopteri; Salmoniformes; Salmonidae
Product: N-acetyltransferase 8-like
Exons: 3
Coding region: 681-1349 (222 amino acids)
Molecular function (GO): N-acetyltransferase activity
Source: RefSeq, a predicted model, not a curated record
UAUAUAUGAUCUGACUAUCGGCCUAGUUAAAUAAUGGUUAACUUGCUAUCUAGCUAGGUAACCAUUCGGAGUAAAUAGCUAGAUUUAGUUUUCCAGUAGAGUUACGUGCUAUUUGCUAAUCGAUAGAAACGACUAACUAAUAUAGCUAGGUAUCAAAUAGCUAGGGAAGAUCAGGUUUGAUAUUCGUAUUAAUUGGAUUACUGAAAUAUAGGGCAUUGACACUGUGGUCAGUUGUCUGGGACCCGACAUUGAAUUGCACUGAACUCUUGUCAGGCAGAGAUGAGCGUUUGAAUAAGGACAGUUUUCUCUAUAAGCCAAAAUGUUGAAUACAAUUAUAUAUUUUAACGUACUUGACCAGUUUUCCGUACGGUUGGUCCUUUUUUGGCGGUAGGAAUGUGAGACAAUAUAUCCACAGGAAAGUAUAAUUGCAACAGUUUUCACAGCGCUGGUGCAUCGUUCAGAUGUAUUUCACAUUAGCUCGUGCCGAAGAUGAAAACACAGCAGCUCGCCCUUCUCCCUGAGUGCUGCCGGCUCCGAAGAACCUCUCGUCUCAAUCACACACGGCUCUCCAUCACGUGAUCGGGUCUCACAGGCUACAAGUGAAGACGGACACAUCGGGGCCGCAACUGUGCCCAUCCUCAUCCAAUUCCCAGGACAGAGCAGUGCCACCCACCAGUGCCAUGGCUGGCAUCACUAUCCGAAGAUUUGAGGAAGAUGACAAGGAGACCGUGAAGGAGAUCUUCACCAUGGGGAUGAGCGAGCACGUCCCUUCCUCCUUCAUGCACCUCCUCAAACAGCCCCUGACCCAGAUGAUCCUGAUGGUCACGUUCUGCGCCCUGCUGGCCAGCUCCAAGUCCGUCCUGCUGCCUGUAGUAGGGGUCACUCUCCUCCUGGCCGGGGCCAAGCAGCUGGUGGGCUACCUCUUCAACAGCUACAUCGACACCUCCCUGAGGAAGGACCUCGGCCACAUCCAGGAGACCUACCUGGAGAACAAGGACUCGUGUUUCUGGGUGGCUGAGAGCGACGGCCGGGUGGUGGCAACGGUGGCCUGCCUGCCCGCGGAGAGGGAACCAGGCUGCAUGGAGCUGAAGAGGUUGUCUGUACGUCGUACACACCGGGGGAUGGGCAUCGCCAAGGCCCUCAGCAGGACAGUGGCAGACUUCAGCAGGGAGAGGGGCUUCCCUGCGGUCGUCCUCUACACGUCUGUAGUGCAGACUGAUGCACAGAGGCUGUAUGAGAACGUGGGCUACACACGGGUCAGAGAGUUCGUCAUCCCUGAGCCCAUCGCCAAAAUCACCAACUUUACCCUGAUAGAGUACAGACUGGACUUACUGCAGGGGGGGAAAUAGGAGGACUGGGCUUACUGCAGAGGGGGAAUAGGAGGACUUACUGCAGAGGGGAAAUAGGAAGAGGACUAGACUUACUGCAGGGGAGGAAAUAGGAGGACUGGGCUUACUGCAGGGGAGGAAAUAGGAGGACUGGGCUUACUGCAGGGGAGGAAAUAGGAGGACUGGGCUUACUGCAGGGGAGGGAAUGGGAGGACUGGACUUACUGCAGGGGAGGAAAUAGGAGGACUGGACUUACUGCAGGGGAGGAAAUAGGAGGACUGGACUUACUGCAGGGGAGGAAAUAGGAGGACUGGGCUUACUGCAGGGGAGGAAAUAGGAGGACUUACUGUAGGGGGGAAAUAGGAGGACUGGACUUACUGCAGGGGAGGAAAUAGGAGGACUUACUGUAGGGGGGGAAAUAGGAAGAGGACAGAACUUACUGCAGGGGGGAAAGGAAUGUUAUAAUAUCUGUACAUUAUAGAAACACCUGUAUUUACAAAAGUACAAUGAUUCAUGUUUUACUUUAGCUUGAGAUUAAGAAUCAGUGAUAGAGACAUUUAUAAGUGCAUGAAGAGGUACAAAAGAUGCCCGUUUUGUUGAAAUUCUACUUUCAGUUCCUGUUGAUACCAUGCCCAGUCUUACUUCUGCCAGCAAUAAGGGGAAGAAGGAUUGGGAGACGAACUGCCAAUAACACAAAAAGCUCAACGGAGACAGAGACAUCUUUGUAAUCAGGUUAAAGGACAUCAUCCUGGGCGGGGUGAACGUCAGUAGGGGAUAAAAAGGGAAGACGCCAUUUUGAAAACUGAGUGUGUUUACUCCGGAGUUGCAAAUCCUUAUUAAACAAACUAACCUCUGAUCAAAGAAGUUUUCUGUGGUCUCGUGUAUGAACUGAGAUCCCUUACAGGGGUAAACGGGGUGAGGACUGGACUUACUGCAGGGAGGACUGGGCUUACUGCAGGGGAGGAAAUAGGAGGACUGGACUUACUGCAGGGGAGGAAAUAGGAGGACUGGACUUACUGCAGGGAGG